AUGGUACACUGGAUCUCUCUCUAUAGGGUGCUUUUCUGGACUAUCUGCCCUGCAGCUACGGCAGCGAGUCAAUUGACGGACGACCGUCAUGUACCCGAGGAUUCCCUGGUAGCAGAUCAGGUGCUUUCCACGCCAUCUGCGUAUGACUUCCCUAUCCUAGGGAGUAAUGGGUCCGAUCUAUUCCCGAUGCGCCCGUGUCGGGGCAUCCAGAUCGCGGAGGCGACGAUCGACGAAUUGCAGACAUACUUAUUGUCAGGCGGCCUGACUAGCGUCGAUCUGUUACAUUGUUAUCUAGGCCGCAUUUUCCAAACCGACAGUUAUCUUUCGGCCAUCAUCCAACACAACCCGGAUGUGUUCUCCAUCGCAGAAGCUUUAGAUGCUGAACGGGCCGCUGGCAAAGUCCGUGGUCCCCUGCACGGGAUACCGUUCGUAGUCAAGGACAACAUCGCGACCAAAGAUCGCAUGGAGACCACAGCCGGAAGUUGGGCUCUCCUAGGAUCGAUUGUGCCCCGUGACGCAUUCGUCGUACACCAGCUGCGCAAGGCCGGCGCUCUGCUGCUGGGGAAAGCAGCAUUGAGCGAAUGGGCCGAUAUGCGCUCGAAUAAUUACUCGGAAGGAUUCAGCGCGCGAGGCGGACAAUGCCGCAGCGCGUAUAAUCUCACGGUGAACCCUGGUGGCAGCAGCUCGGGCUCGGGGGUCGCAGUUGGCGCCAACCUCGUUCCGUUUGCUCUAGGGACUGAGACAGACGGUAGCGUAAUAAAUCCCGCACAGCGGAAUGCUAUAGUCGGCAUUAAACCAACAGUCGGGUUGACUUCAAGGGAUGGAGUGAUCCCCGAGUCCCUUCACCAAGAUACCGUGGGCGCAUUUGGCAAGACCGUGCGAGAUGCGACAUACGUACUGGACGCCAUCUUUGGUAUCGACCCUCGGGAUGAUGCAACCCAAGCACAGCGAGGUCAGACUCCCCCGGGCGGCUAUAGCCAAUUUCUCCACGAUCGGUCUGCUCUCCAAGGCGCUGUGUUCGGCCUCCCGUGGGAAUCGUUCUGGCGCCUGGCGAACCCUACCCAACUCUCGCAGCUUCUCAAGCUUAUCGAAUUGAUCCAAGACGCGGGAGCGACGAUCAUCAACGGGACCGAGCUACCUCACUAUCGCACCAUCGUGUCGCCAGAUGGAUGGAAUUGGGAUUAUGGCAGCCAGCGAGGGUACCCCAACGAGUCCGAAUACAGCUAUGUCAAAGUGGAUUUUUACAACAACCUCAAGACAUACUUAUCCGAGCUAGACAACACGAGUAUCCGUUCGUUGAAGGACCUCGUCGAGUACAACAAGGCCAAUGUAGGAUCCGAAGGAGGGCAGCUUGGCAUUCACCCAGCCUUCGGAUCAGGACAGGAUGGAUUGGAAGCAUCGCUAGCUACCAAGGGUAUUCAGAAUGAUACAUACUGGCAGGCACUGGAAUUUUGCCACCGGACAACGAGAGAGGAGGGCAUCGACGCGGCGCUGCGCUCCGGCAAGCAGACACUCGACGGGUUGCUGGUGCCACCAGAUGUUGCGCAGAGCAUCCAAAUCGCAGCACAAGCCGGCUACCCUGUGAUAACGAUCCCGGCUGGCACCGAUCCGGAGUCCGGGAUGCCAUAUGGGCUAGCGAUUAUGCAGACUGCUUUUGCAGAAAAGACAUUGAUCAAGUAUGCUAGUGCGAUUGAGGAUCUGCAAAGAGAGGCGAAUACGCGGUGGAAACGCACCCUUCCUGAGUGGCGGGGUUACCUUGUUCGGAAUAUCCCUGUCAUUAAUUGA
Aspergillus campestris IBT 28561 is the source of this 1785-nucleotide messenger RNA. Its product is annotated as amidase family protein. The record is from RefSeq and is a predicted model, not a curated record. The coding region runs from base 1 to 1785 and encodes 594 amino acids. The transcript has 3 exons. NCBI's taxonomy places the organism in Eukaryota, Fungi, Ascomycota, Eurotiomycetes, Eurotiales, Aspergillaceae.